CCGCUGUCACCGUCACCGCCACCGCUGUCACCAGCCGGCUCCGGUGCGACACCCCCGCAGCGGCAGGUACCUUUGCUGAGAGGUGGCAGAGCAGCCUCACAACAGCGCCAUGAUGGAGGAUCACGCACCUGGCCAGGAAAAACACUUCUCCUCAGGCUAUCCCCUUCAGAUACCAGUCGAUGAUGGAUUGGAUGAGCCUGUUUCUGAAACAUCUGACGCUAAGAGCACCCCAACUACGGAAGAUGCCACAGCACCUUUAGUGGAGGAAGGAGACCACGAGGAUCAGGGUGGUGUGGAACAGCACGGGGAGAUCCCAGAAGGAACCACAGCUGAAGAGGCGGGCGUAGGAGCCACUCCCAACCUGGAGGACCACGCUGCAGGAGAUGCCACUCAAGCUCCAGGCGAGCCGAGCUGUCCAAAGCUCCAGCCUGGCCCUGAGGAGCGUGUGGCAGAGGCAGUGAAAGGUGCCAGCCAGCCCCCAGGGCAGGGACUGGGGCUCCAGCAGCCACCUCUGUCCCGGGAAACGAAGGCUCCGGCAGCAGCUCCCACCAGAAUCGAGGUCACCAUCCCAAUCCCCCUGGACAUGUACCAAGGCUCCGGAGCACCCGAAGGCAGCAGUGAGUUGUGGGAUCAGGGAGGCAGAGAAGGCGCCGCUGUGGAGCCAGAGCUGGGCAUGGAGGGCCUGGCAGGAGCAGGUGGCACAGGUGACCAUAAAGAGGGACCAUCUCCUUUGUGUGCCAGAGCCACGGUAAAGGAAGAUUCCUUUGGACGGGAGAGAGAUGAGGAUCGGGAUAUUGAUGAAACUUCUGAACAGGGUUUGCCUUCCCUUGGGGAUCAGCGUGCUUCUCUGGGACCUGCAAAGGGCUCGUGUCCAGCAGCUGCCCCGGAGACUCGUGAAGAAUAUGAUGGAGAAAACAAGUCCAAAGUUGUCCUCAGAGACAGCCCAGGAGAGGCACUUCUGGCUGAAGCCGAGUCCCACAAAGCAGGAGAGGACCAAGAGAAGCCACAGCUGCUGGAGGGAGAAGGAGGUCCAGACCUCACUCUGCCAGAGCCUUCUGAAAAUGUCUCCCAAAAAGAGGCUGAGCCCAAGGAGGGAGAAGAUUCUGGGCCAGUGCUAGAAAGAGCCCAAGUCCCUGCUGAGGCAGAGCACGGUGGGAAGGACAAAGAUGCUCCUUUGGAAGAGGCUGUGCCGGAUGCCAGGGGCCACCGGCCGCCCAGGAGGAAGCCCAGUGGCCCGGUGGCUGCAGACAAGGCCACUCGUGUCCCUCUGCUCAAAGGUCGUGUUGACAAGGAAGGGACUGAAGCUGAUGAAAAGAAAUCCAAGAAAUCCUCACCUUGCCCUGCCAAACCCCCUGGCUCCAUGCCCCCCCUCCGACACGCAGCCCCUCUGAAACCACCCUCCAGCCCUGCCUGUGCCUCCAAACGAGCCUGUCCUGCCACCCCCCGGCCUGCCAGCACAGCAAUGCAGGAAACAAAGGCCAAGGGCCCGGAGGGAAGGGCUGGCUCCAAGACGGGCUCGGCGCGCGCGGGGCAGGCGCAGAGGAACUCCAGCAACGCCACCCGCAUCCCGGCCAAGACCCCCACGGCCCCCAAGACCCCUCCCAGCUCCGGCAGAAAGGAGCAGAAAAAACCACCUCCUGCAGCAGCAAAGACUGAGAAAGGUGAGCAGCCCAAGUCCGGAGACAGAAGCGGUUACAGCAGUCCCGGCUCCCCCGGGACUCCAGGCAGCCGUUCCCGCACCCCCUCUCUGCCCACCCCACCAGCCAGGGAGCCCAAGAAGGUGGCAGUGGUUCGCACCCCUCCGAAAUCUCCGGCCUCUGCCAAGACCCGCGUGCAGCCGUCGGCCGCGCCCAUGCCCGACCUGAAGAACGUCAAGUCCAAAAUCGGCUCCACUGAUAACCUGAAGCACCAGCCUGGAGGGGGCAAGGUGCAGAUAAUUAAUAAGAAGCUGGACUUUAGCAGCGUUCAAUCCAAGUGUGGCUCAAAGGAUAAUAUCAAACACAUCCCGGGCGGAGGCAGUGUGCAGAUAAUUAAUAAGAAGCUGGACUUUAGCAGCGUUCAAUCCAGGUGUGGCUCAAAGGAUAAUAUCAAACACAUCCCGGGCGGAGGCAGUGUGCAAAUCGUUUACAAGCCAGUCGACCUGAGCCAUGUGACAUCCAAAUGUGGUUCCCUGGGCAACAUCCAUCACAAACCAGGUGGUGGCCAGGUGGAGGUGAAAUCUGAGAAACUGGACUUCAAAGAUAAGGUGCAGUCAAAAAUCGGGUCCCUAGAUAACAUCAGCCACGUCCCUGGAGGAGGCAAUAAAAAGAUUGAGACUCACAAGCUGACCUUCCGCGAGAACGCCAAAGCCAAGACCGACCACGGCGCCGAAAUCGUCUACAAGUCCCCCACCAUCUCCGGAGAUGCCUCCCCGCGCCGCCUUAGCAACGUCUCCUCCACCGGCAGCAUCAACCUGGUGGACUCCCCCCAGCUGGCCACGCUAGCCGACGAGGUGUCCGCCUCGCUGGCCAAGCAGGGCUUGUGAUCACGGCACGGCGGCCACCAGGAGAGAAGACAAGGAAAGGAAACAAAAAAAGAAAAGAAACAAAAAUAAUAAUCUGGCCUUCUUCCUCUGUUCCUUUUACAGCUGCUUCCCCGUCCCUAACUGGUUAAUGAUUUAACCUGCUUUUACUGUUCAUUCAGCUCUAGCUCCAGGACUUCAAAAUCAGUGACACUAUGAGGUACAAAACCUCCUCUCCCCCUGCUCCUCGGAGCGCACAGCCCGUCCCCGUCCCCGCUCCUGCCGUGUCCCUCGCUGUCCCAGCCCCGCCGGGGCCACCCGGGAAUGCGGGGAGGGGGCCCGAGGGGCGGCCACAGCACGAGGCUGACCCGAGCACCCCUCACCAGCACCGGGCACCGGGCGGCCGUCCCGGGAAGGGGCUGUGCCCUCGCCCAGCUCGUGCCCUGCCGGCCCGCACGGGUCCGGGGGGCACAGCCAGGGCUGCGGGGAGCUGCCCUCCACCUCCCUUCCCCCCCGCGUUAAAUUUGCCUGCUGAUUUGGAAGAAACCUUUUGUUUUUAUUUCCGAAAGCCGAGAUGUGUAUGAAGAUAACGGCCAGGUACCCCCAAAGCCGCUCCCAGCUCGGGCAGCUGGAGCUGAGGCGAUGCCGGGUGCCCGCCCCGGGGGCCCCGCGCCGCUCCCCUCUCCGUGGCCGUGCUGGAACCGCUGAGUGGAUGAGUAGAGGCUUUUCCCCAUUCCUUUGGCAGCCCCUCGUGUCGUAGAGUAGAUUUGUCUGUAUAUGCUUGGACCGUGCCAGGGUGAUUGUUUUCAUAAACGAGCAUGUGUUUAAAAAAUAAAUGCUGUAAGUAGUUUUGA
Cinclus cinclus is the source of this 3354-nucleotide messenger RNA. RefSeq names its product microtubule-associated protein tau-like. NCBI's taxonomy places the organism in Eukaryota, Metazoa, Chordata, Aves, Passeriformes, Cinclidae. Gene Ontology annotation, cellular component: neuron projection. Gene Ontology annotation, molecular function: microtubule binding. Gene Ontology annotation, biological process: microtubule cytoskeleton organization; neuron projection development. The record is from RefSeq and is a predicted model, not a curated record. Bases 110 to 2524 code for a protein of 804 amino acids. The transcript has 16 exons.